AUGUCGCCCUCUGCCAACGGCACGAACGGCGUUGCCGCAUCUGCUUCUGGUGCCCCUUCACGAGUAACGCUCUCGCUUGGCCAUCUUCCAAGCAAGAAGGACAUUAAGGCUCCCUGGCCUCGUACUCCCACUCGCGUUGACCCCAAUAACCCACCUUGGCCAGCGUACCGUGGCUACCAUGAAUACUCUUUUGCCCAUGCGACAAUGUCCGCUCGUCUCCCUACCAUUCUUGGAAAAGCUAUCGAAGACACCACUCGCACCCUCAACGAGCAAAGUGACGAAGAAAAAGUUGUCGACCUUGUCGCCUGCAUCGAGCGAAUGGCAGAGCUCAUGACCGAUCUCAGCGGGAACCACAAACUCCGUCCAGUCAUCGACGACGACGAAGCCGAUGUUGCGCUGUGGAACAAAGAGAUUGCAAAAUAUUUCCAGGGUAAAGAUUUUAUGAAUGCCCCGUGGUUGUUCGCCGAGGCGUACAAAUAUCGCCGUCUGCACGAGUGUUUCAGUACCAGCAAGUUCUGGAAAGAAUACGACGUUUUCUACCGCCAAAAAUGCGACACCUUUUCGCGUUCGUCCGAGGCCGUUUUUGAGCUUUCCAUGCGCUUUGCCGAGCCGUUCAAGAUCGACAGCAGUCUUUCCGCGGCCGAAAAGCUUGAAGCGGAGCGACUGAUGUUCCUGGAACUCACACAAGUCUGCCUCUGGGGCAACUCGACCGACCUUUCGCUUCUUAUCAACAUGACAGAGGAGCAAAUCAAAGCUCUUCAAUCGACCGGUGGUGAUCAUCUCGCUGCGACGGAAAAGAACAUUCUCGGAAACGAUCUUGGCCGGUUGUGGGAAUCCGUGAAAGAGGUCCGUUCCAAGACCGGUGGUCGUAUAGACUUUGUUCUCGACAAUGCGGGCUUUGAGCUCUACUGCGAUUGCGUUUAUGCCGAUUUCCUGCUCCAAAGUGGACUUGCGACGCAAAUCCGAUUCCAUGGCAAACGUUUCGCGUGGUUCGUGUCCGACGUAACGAAGAAAGACUGGAAUUGGCUCCUCAACACGAUGGUGUAUGGUCAAUUGUUCCCUAAUGCGACCGAUGUCGAACUCGAGUCGCUGAGACGACUAGGGCAACGCUGGAAGCAAUACGAAAAGGAGGGAAAGUGGGUAUACGAGCAGCAUCCCUUCUGGUGCACAGGCUAUACUUUCUGGGACCUCCACUCCGAAGCCCCCGAUCUGUUCCUCCAUCUUUCGCGCUCAGAUCUUGUCUUCUUCAAGGGCGAUCUAAACCACCGAAAAUUGACGUACGAUUGCGCCGCCCCUGCUAGCACUCCGUUUGACAUCGCUAUUGGACCGAUGGCAAGUUCUGCCGGUGCACCAAAAGUCGUUAGUUUGCGGACUAUUAAGAGUGAUGUUGUGGUUGGACUUGGCUCCGAGGGCGACGAGACAGCAGAGCGCUUGGACAAAGAGGAGCCCGGAUGGAAGAUUAGUGGGAAAUACGCUGUUGUUCUCCUGUCAGAGGGUCGCCCUGGCGAAAAGGUUCGCUUCGCAUAG
Molecule: messenger RNA, 1527 nt
Organism: Mycena indigotica
Lineage: Eukaryota; Fungi; Basidiomycota; Agaricomycetes; Agaricales; Mycenaceae
Product: DUF89 domain-containing protein
Exons: 6
Coding region: 1-1527 (508 amino acids)
Biological process (GO): DNA damage response
Cellular component (GO): nucleus; cytoplasm
Molecular function (GO): phosphatase activity
Source: RefSeq, a predicted model, not a curated record